Cyphellophora europaea CBS 101466 is the source of this 525-nucleotide messenger RNA. RefSeq lists its product as uncharacterized. The transcript has a single exon. Lineage: Eukaryota; Fungi; Ascomycota; Eurotiomycetes; Chaetothyriales; Cyphellophoraceae. The coding region runs from base 1 to 525 and encodes 174 amino acids. The record is from RefSeq and is a predicted model, not a curated record.
AUGACACAAGUCUCUUUGCUUGACUCGAAAAAGCUUUCGGACUUGCUUCAACAGGCUCUGGCCUGGCGGGACGCUGUAUCGUCUUUAAUGGUCUCUGCCACCAAUGGAGCGGUACUGGCGUAUGCAUUUCGUGAUGGCACGCCAACGAUGAAGGAGAUCAGGUCCCUAUCUACAACUACAACGACUGCUUAUACGGUUGCGUCCGAGGACGUGCUCGUUUUCGAGGCGCAGCUGUCGAGAGCGCUUUCUGUGCUCGCCCCAAUCGCCGACCACAUUCUUCUUGCCGUGCAAGGACCGGAUCGAAGGCGUAAGCCUCGUGAAGAUGGGAUCACAAAUGCAUCGGCAAUCAAUGGCAGCAAUGCUCAAGGAGAUGGGGAACAAGAACAGGUGGCAGAGAGGGCAGACACUAUGGACAAUGGACAAGAGCAGGACAGCACACGGGAAGACCUCGAAUAUGUCAGCGAAGAACUGUCGGCGAUACUUCGAGCUGAGCUUCGUGGCAUGAGGUGGCCAGAGGACAUCUGA